Molecule: messenger RNA, 1776 nt
Organism: Cherax quadricarinatus
Lineage: Eukaryota; Metazoa; Arthropoda; Malacostraca; Decapoda; Parastacidae
Source: RefSeq, a predicted model, not a curated record
UGCUAAAAUGUAUUAAUGCAGAUUAUAAAUCUUUUAUCUCCUGCUCAGGAACACUGGAAAUACGACCCAUUCAGUGGUCACAAAGACGACAACGGUGAUAUAUAUGGUCGUGGUACACAAGACAUGAAGUGUGUCGGAGUCCAGUAUUUAGAAGCUCUGAAAAGUCUCAGGAAAGAUGGACACAAGUUCCUCAGGACAAUUUACAUUUCGUUUGUACCAGACGAGGAGAUUGGUGGACUAAACGGCAUGAAGAAAUUCGUCAGGAGUGACGCCUUCCAGAAGAUGAAUGUCGGCUUCGCCCUGGACGAGGGAUAUGCCAACCCGACUGACAACUUCUACGUGUUCUACGGAGAGAGAACCGUGUUAUGGGUAAAAGUGAAGUGUCCAGGUCAGCCAGGUCACGGGUCACAGUUCCUGACCAACACUGCAGGAAAAACACUCCAGAAGGUCAUUGACUCUUUCCUGGGUUAUAGAGAUGAACAAGAACGCUUACUGAAGGAGAACAAGAACCUGCGUCUUGGAGAUGUUAACACUGUUAACCUCACGAUGCUGGAGGGAGGUGUUCAGUAUAACGUAGUUCCAGCAGAACUCAGCGUUGGCUUUGAUAUUCGUGUUACUCCCUCUCAAGACUUGACGGAAUUUGAGCAGAAGAUAACGAGCCUUUGUAAGGCUGCUGGAGAUGAUGUUACUUACGAGUUUGUGGUGAAUAAGAUCCCCGAACCUUCAGAGAGACAGAAGCAGCUGACCUGUGUGGAAGAUGGUCAGAAUCCCUGGUGGGACGCUUUCUCUCAGGCUUGUGAAGAUGAAGGCAUAAAUCUCGACAAGCAAAUAUUUCCUGGUGGUACUGACAGCAAAUUUCUGAGGCAGGUCAACAUUCCAGCUCUUGGUUUCUCCCCCAUGAACCGGACACCAAUUCUUCUUCACGACCACAAUGAAUUCCUCAACGAGAAAGUAUUUCUACGUGGCAUUGAGAUCUACAAGACCAUUAUCAGUGCCCUUGCUAACAUGAAGGUCUAAGGUCGUCUGAUUCACUGUAUCAUGUCUGGGAUUGAUGGUACCAUGAGACCUGGUCAUGAUGGAAAUAAAUGGUAUAAAAUACCGACACAAUGGAAACAUAAACACAUAUGCAGUGUAUUAACAACGUUUCGCACACACAGUGGCCUUUUUCAAGUCACAAACAGAUCUAGGUAGAUUUGUCUGUGACUUGAAGAAGCCCACUGUGUGGGCGAAACGUUGUCAAUAAAGGAUCACAUUAAACUACGUAUGUGUAUAUGUUUCCAGACCUGGCCAUAGACGGGGCCGCGGGGGCGUUGACCCCUUACUAUAUAAGGAAUCUCCCAUAUGAAGAUAGACUAAGUCUACCCUACGUCUCUCUGGAGAUAAGUAGGGUGAAGGGACAUAUCUGUUAGCCCAUACUAGGAUCUGCUUAAUAUGGGCUAACAGGCCUUCUGCAGUGCGCCUCCUUAUGUUCUUAUGUAUAAGCGGAUGAUGGGCAUAAACAAAGGUAAUAUUGGUAAAGUAGUGAGGUUGUGGAACCAGGUAAGAACCAGAGAUAAUACAGGAGUGAGACGGGUUGGUUAUGAGUGGGUCGUACACGUGAGUAAAUGGAAUCAUCAACGCUUAUUGCUUGGGUAGCAGUUAUUCUGCCUAGUAUGGGCCAGCAGGCCUAUUGCAGUGCUCCUCCUUCCUUAUGCUCUGGCUCGGUGCUAUAAUAUAGUUUAAUACAUUAGGUAAAACACUGGUAACUAAAUAAAUUAUAAAUCCCAACCCUCUAAA